AUGCUAUGGCAUUGUGACUGUUUCCUACCAGAUCCAAGAAAAGGUUAUAUGCGAAUUCUGGUUGCCGAAGUUAUACGUUAUUAUUUACCUGAUUUAGUUGAAAUGCACAAUUAUACACCUGCCAACAAUAUCCAACAGAAAAAAACCAAUUGGGGUGCAUUGAAUAAACGUGUUCUGAGUCAUUUUGGUUUAGAUAUUCCUGAAACUAUUAUUCACGGUCUCUGUAAUGGAAAACCGGGGCUUGUUGAAGUUUUACUCUACAAUUUGAGGUUGAAGAUUGAUGAAGAACUAGAACUACAACAAAAAUUUCAACAUUCUCCACGUACAGGUGGUCAUUCACAGAUGUCAUUUGAGAGUGGACGGACAACAAAAGCAACAACAACGUUGAACGCAAUGACAUCACGCAGCGGUCGAUUCAACAAGAGUGACGGAAAAGGAACCGUUCCACGUAUAGAAUUUGAAGAGAUUAAACAACGAAAUUUACAACAACAAGAAGAAAUCGAAGUAUUACAUGCGAAAAUACGUCGAUUAGAACAUGUUUUACAAUUGAAAGAUAUUCGAAUUAGUGAAUUAUCAAAGACUGUUGAAGAUGUGAGACCUACAAGACCAACAGCACUGAAAAAAGUUAAAUAG
Didymodactylos carnosus is the source of this 633-nucleotide messenger RNA. Lineage: Eukaryota; Metazoa; Rotifera; Eurotatoria; Philodinida; Philodinidae. The record is from the annotation of a GenBank genome assembly.